AGAGGCAGUUGUUGCAGCUAGAGAGACAACAGACUUAUCUUAUCAACAAACUCCAAAACACUAUGGUGACUUUAGAGGGCAAGGUAAGGGGUUUAGAGAGAAUUGUCGAAGACAUGGGAAGAGAUCUUUCGACUGCUGGAUUUGGCAAAUCUAAGAGCUUUGCUAACUAUCCUUGUACUGGAAAGUAUAAUGGCCGAGCUCCAGGAGACAGAGACUCGCAACCUGAUGGAGCUGUGAGGGAGACGAUGUUGAAUUCUGACAUACCUUCACAUGUUGCUUCCAGAAACGGACAAGGUGGGACAAGAUCACCACGGUCAGAACAACAUGAGAAUGAUGGUGCAGUCACUAGACCAACCUCAAUUGCUGCUGUCCCUGAAGAUGAUAAAAACAAAGGGCAGGAACUCGUCGAUGUACGAACCUCAUAUAGCAAGGCAAUAUACUCACUCCAAGCUGGUGACAUCAAUUCUGCUUACGCAGAAGUUUUUGGCUUGGGUAACAUGAUGUUGAUCAUCUUUCUGAUGCAGCGCGCACACAUGACCCAUUAUUAGCCAUAUGUCUAAUGAGAUUGCAAAUGAAGCUCUAAACUUCAU
Arabidopsis arenosa is the source of this 590-nucleotide messenger RNA. The record is from the annotation of a GenBank genome assembly. Lineage: Eukaryota; Viridiplantae; Streptophyta; Magnoliopsida; Brassicales; Brassicaceae.